Arxiozyma heterogenica is the source of this 2007-nucleotide messenger RNA. Its product is annotated as PSP1 family protein. Lineage: Eukaryota; Fungi; Ascomycota; Saccharomycetes; Saccharomycetales; Saccharomycetaceae. The transcript has a single exon. Bases 1 to 2007 code for a protein of 668 amino acids. Gene Ontology annotation, cellular component: cytoplasm. The record is from RefSeq and is a predicted model, not a curated record.
AUGGAAUUACCUUCGAUUAAUAGUACUACAAGUAUCUCUGAUAAUCAGGAUUUACGUAACCACUAUGAAAAAUUGUUAUUUAAAAACCAGAGUGAGAUUUCUUUAUCAGAAUAUUCAGACAAUAUUAUGAAUAAUAAUCACACACAUUCAACUGGCGUUGUUAAUAGACAAUUAGAUAAUUUCAGUUUCAUUACUGGUUUCAAGAAUUUAAAUAUAAGUCAAACGGUUAUACCUACUACUGCAACGACUACUGCUACCCCUUAUUCUACUUUCGACAAUAAUUUGUUUCAAUUACCUCAAAAUAGUGUAAAGUUUAAUGGCAACUACCCUAGCAAUGACGUUUUAAGCAGUCGUUAUCCCUUUCACAGACACUUAUCUUUACCGGAAAAUCAACAACAUUUAGAUCAUACUCAUAAUCAAAAACAAAACACUGUAUGGGUCCAUGACGAAAGUAGAAGAUAUCCUUCUUCUAAUGCCUUUGUAACAACAACAGCAACGAAUAUACCUAAUAAUAUACCUUUGAAUGUAAAUGGUUAUACAAAUCAGAACUUCACUCAGUUAGCAUAUCCACCGAAUCGUUUUGGUCAAUUACCUCCUUCAAAUAUAGGUCCAAGUCCUAACCAUAAUAUCAGAAAACACCAUUCUAUAUCAAAUGGUGAUGUAUCAAACAACAGAUAUAAUUUUGAUAAUUCAAUAAACAAUCAAACCUCAAAUUAUCUUGUCGAACACACCAUACGCAAUACCCAUAAACCCAAUGAAGUAUCUAUAGAUGAUGGUCUUUUACUGAUUGACGAGAAGAAUAUUACCUCUUCAAAUGAGUUGCAUCGAUUUUAUGAGACAUGUGGUAAUAAUUAUUUCUCAAGUAAUGUUGUCUUUCCAUUUGUCGACUAUAUUAAGGAUUUGUUAGCUUCACAAAAUGAUAGUACAUUUUCAAAUGUUCAAAUUGAUCAAGAAAGAAAGAUAAAAGUUUUGGAUUUUUUAAAAUUUCUUCAUAAUUGUAAUCUGGAUUUUAUAUCACAAAUAAGUAAGAGUUCUAAUACCGAUAAUGAUGGUCUAGCAAAUCAGAACAUACAGAAUAUGAUAUCUUUCAAGCCAAAAGGUUUGGUUUUAGUAGCUUUGAAAAAUGGGAAAUUGGAAUUGUUAUCAACUACCCAAAACACAAACCUUCAAUUGAAAAGAGGUGAUCUAGUGCUCAUUGAUGGUGAUAGAGGUAAAGAUUUAGUGCAAAUUGUGGAAUCCGAUAUCAGUUUGAAUUUGGCUUUAUUUGCUAAUUUUUUAAAGAAAAAAGUACAUUUUGAUUCGUUGAUUACUACUAAAAGCCAACAUUACCCAAACGAUAAAUUUAUCCAAGCAUUAAUCAAUUCUAAAAAUGGUAUUGGUGAAAAAUUAAACAAUAAAUUGUAUGAUACCACAGAACUGACUCAAUUUAUUAUACCGUCAAAACAAGUUUUAAGAUUUGCUACUCCUUGGGAAGUUAUGACCAAUCUUCAAUAUAAGUUUCAAGAUGAAUUAAAAGCUUUGCACGUUGCCCAGUUGAAAUUACAAAAUUUGAAUAAUUUAAGGAGCAAUGACGGAAACUCCACAAAUGUCAGUGGUAUCAAUACUAAUAACAUGAAAAAGCCUCUAAAUAUAAAGAUCUUAAAUUCUGAAUUUCAAUUUGAUAGGAAAAAACUCACAUUUUAUUAUAUAUGUGAAGAAAGAAAUGAUUUUAGAGAAUUAAUUAAGGAAUUGUUUAAAUACUAUAAGACGAGAAUCUGGUUAUGCGCAGUCCCCAAUAAUUUAAAUAUAGAUUCCAAAUACUAUGAUAAUAGUAGAAAAGAAUUAUCAAUUUAUGAGCAGAUGACUAGAAGUCCACAAUUCUUAGAUUUAAACAAAAAUAAUCAAUUUACUUUAUACACUCCAACUACGUCUUUUGACGAACCUUUACAUAUACCUCCAUUGAAUAAAGUUGAAUUGGAUAAUUUCCAAAUUGGAAUUUAUAAAGAAUUAUUAGAUGAAUUAUUUUAG